AAUCAGUAUUGAGUUAACAACAUUAACAGAUCCACUGAUGCACCACGUGGUUAAUGACUGGUAAGUAUUUUGCUAUUUAUAUUUUCAGAAACGAAAGUGAAAUAAAACUCGAAGGUCGUUUAUAGUGCAUGUUUUCUACGAAUACCUAUUAUAUAAACGGAAAUUGUAGGUAGUAAGUUGUGUUCUGUUAGAAAAUGCGCAAUACUAUUAAACAUAACCCGAAUAGAAUUAAAAUCAAAAUGCAUUUUUUCGGUUUACUCGCUGUGUUGGGUUUAAUAACUUGUGUGGCUGUGAGUACCGAAGAAGUCACCGACUUUAAGAUGUGCCGAAAAACGAAAUGCACAAUAUCAAACUUAAACAUUGACCCGUGUCCUCAAGCUCUUGAAGGAAAAGCGUGCGAAAUACCUGUUGGAUCUAACGCAACUAUAUUCUUCAACUAUAUUACUCAAUUCAGUUCAAUGGCUCCAAAAACUAAGAUAUGCGCCGUAAUGGGAUUAGUGGACAUGGCAUAUCCCGGCAUGGAUCCGGACGCGUGCCUUUACAUGCAACAAUGUCCAUUAAAAAAGUCGGUGGAGGGAUUCUAUUACUAUAGUAUUUUUUCAGAUGAUGACUCGUACCCAAAAGAUUCUUACACUUUGAAAGUGAAAAUUUGGAACGGCGACAAACGCGCAAGCAGUAGAGACGAAUGCUGCUUUACAUUUAAAGCGAAUUUAGUUUGAUACAAAAUGCGUUUACCUGUACAAAUGGUACAAACUACAUAGACGUCCCCGUUUAUUGUGUACAUAUAAAACAUAUUAAAUCGAUAAUCAUUUUUAAAUUAUAAUUAAUUCUAUAAAUUAUUAUACACGUGUA
Adelges cooleyi (spruce gall adelgid) is the source of this 852-nucleotide messenger RNA. Its product is annotated as MD-2-related lipid-recognition protein-like. The coding region runs from base 195 to 719 and encodes 174 amino acids. The record is from RefSeq and is a predicted model, not a curated record. The transcript is spliced from 4 exons. NCBI's taxonomy places the organism in Eukaryota, Metazoa, Arthropoda, Insecta, Hemiptera, Adelgidae.